Messenger RNA from Daucus carota subsp. sativus, 1096 nucleotides. RefSeq names its product aquaporin NIP1-1. The transcript has 5 exons. Gene Ontology annotation, cellular component: membrane. Gene Ontology annotation, molecular function: channel activity. The coding region runs from base 164 to 973 and encodes 269 amino acids. Gene Ontology annotation, biological process: transmembrane transport. The record is from RefSeq and is a predicted model, not a curated record. Lineage: Eukaryota; Viridiplantae; Streptophyta; Magnoliopsida; Apiales; Apiaceae.
ACCCCUCUUAUCAAAUCCCCAUUCUUGGCUUUCUUUCUUUGCAGAUCAUGUAUAAAUACAUCACUUCUCAUUCUUCAUAUUCUCCAUCCCAUUCCCAUUCUUCUCUCUAUGUAAACAAACACACACACACACAAACAAAAUUUAACAAAGAGAAACAAGAGCGAUGGCAGAAGGAAGCACAAAUGGACACCAUGAGGGACUCUCUCUACCUGUAAAAGAUGGUGACACGAAUCGCCAUGCUUCUUCCUCUAUUUUAACCAUACAAUUUAUGCAGAAGUUGAUUGCUGAGUUGCUGGGAACAUAUUUUGUGAUAUUUGCCGGGGAGGCCGCAGUGACGGUUAAUCUGGCGGAGGGCAAGGUGGUGACACUCCCCGGGAUCUCGAUAGUCUGGGGACUUGCCGUCAUGGUUAUGGUUUAUUCUGUUGGCCAUAUCUCUGGAGCUCAUUUCAAUCCUGCUGUCACCAUUGCUUUUGCCUCUUGCAAAAGGUUCCCAUUGAAACAGGUACCCCCUUAUAUCAUUGCUCAAGUAGCUGGAUCCACUCUAGCUAGCGGAACUCUAAGACUAAUAUUUAACGGGAAGCAAGAUGAAUUUCCUGGCACCCUCCCAUCAGGAUCGGAUCUCCAAUCCUUUGUCCUGGAGUUUGUCAUCACAUUCUACCUAAUGUUUGUCAUAUCUGGCGUCGCCACUGACAAUCGAGCUAUUGGUGAACUAGCUGGGCUUGCUGUUGGAGCUACCAUUCUGGUUAAUGUCAUGAUUGCAGGGCCAAUAUCAGGUGCAUCAAUGAAUCCAGCCAGGAGUCUGGGGCCAGCAAUAGUAGCCAACCAAUACAGAGGGAUUUGGGUUUACAUGGUUGGUCCUAUAGCAGGGGCCGUCGCGGGUGCAUGGGUUUACAAUAUUAUUAGAUUUACAAACAAGCCCUUGCGAGAGAUCACCAAGAGUGCCUCUUUUCUUAGAUCCUCGCCCCGUUCUUGAUCCACUUGUAUUACUAUGACUUUACAGGGAUAAUUAUUCUACUCGGCUUUGCAAUUUCAUAUAUAGAUGUAAUUAUGUUCCGUUUAAAGGUAGAGUACAUUUAAACAGUUGUGUUUUUCUUAG